CGUGUUAUGGUUCUUAACUAUAAUACUCGCACACAACCAAAACUUGUUGACAGAAAGUGCACUCGCGAGAAAAAUUGUACUCAGCUGUUUACGGAACACUACCUGUUAAUGAUGUCAUAGCGGCAACCGAAAAUUUCACUAGAGGUGCAUACUCAGCAUUAAACUUAUUUUGAUGUGGAGUUUGACGGUUGUUCACGUGAAAAGCCGAGUAGAGUACCAACCCUAUUAAGUCACCAACAUUAUUUUCAGAGAAUCAAUAAUUGAUAUAAAUAAUAGAAUAAUUUGUAAAAGAUUGAAACGAAGUGAUUUUUGUGUGUCUAAAUCAGUCUUUAUUAUGAGCGAUUGGGCUAAAUCACAGAAAAAUCAGACGAAUAAGAAUAUAGAGAAAAUGUCCGAUGACGCAUCUAAAUUUUUGGGUGGCAUUUUGGGCGACAUAAGUUCCAGGUCCGCAUAUGCACAGAUUGGUAUUGGAGCAGCUACAGGAUGGGCAACCGGCUUUGCUACAAUGAAAGUUGGCAAGUUUGCAGCUUUUGCCAUAGGAGGUGGAAUUAUACUAAUGGAGAUUGCCCAUCAGGAAGGUGUCAUUGAGAUUGACUGGUCAAAGAUAACUCGAAAACUAAACAAAGUUACCGACAAAGUUGAGGAAGCUGUUACCGGCCAAGAAAGAUCAUGGGUGGAUAAAGCAGAACGUAUGGUGGAUCGCAAAUUGGAUCUCGCCGAGGACUUGAUUAGAAAGAAAACUAAGAAAGCAAGAAAAUGGUAUAGUUCACUCAUUGGAGACGAGAAUGGACCGAAAAUAAAUGACCUACACAUCUUCCUAACUGCUUUCGUAGGAGGUGUUGCAUUGGGCAUUGCAAGUUCUUAAAUCAAGUAGUGAUCAGUAACUGGAUUAAUGUUACACGAUAAAUGUAUGUUGAAUUCAUUUGUUUUUCUCACACUUAUGUUUCCCCUUUUUCUACAUUAAUUUAUGAUUCUUAAUUUUAAAAUGAUAAUAUAUAUUUAUAUUCUAUGUUCGUACUAUUUUUAAAUUUUUAUUCUAAUAUAGUAUUAAAUUGCGUUAAAUAAAAGCGAAAUGAAAUUAAA
Messenger RNA from Stomoxys calcitrans (stable fly), 1083 nucleotides. Its product is annotated as FUN14 domain-containing protein 1. The transcript has a single exon. Gene Ontology annotation, cellular component: mitochondrial outer membrane. Gene Ontology annotation, biological process: autophagy of mitochondrion. NCBI's taxonomy places the organism in Eukaryota, Metazoa, Arthropoda, Insecta, Diptera, Muscidae. The record is from RefSeq and is a predicted model, not a curated record. The coding region runs from base 335 to 865 and encodes 176 amino acids.